UUGACAGGAAGGUGCAUUCCAGGUAAGAUAAAUAGUUUAUUUGAUUUAAAAGAAAUUUAAAAAACAUUUAUACAAUCAAAUUAAAAUUUUAUUCUAACAUUUUAAUUUGAUUGAAUGAAAAUUUUUCUCUCUACUCUCAUCCCCCAUCUGCGACCACCACCAUCACCCCUGUUCCUUCACCUCCGACCUUCACCUCCAACCUUCACCAUCCUCUUGCUAGCUAAUUGUCGCUCUCAUCUCACCAAUCACCAAGAAAACAAUGUAGAUCUAGCUGCAAACCCUCUUGGGACUCCAACCCUGACAUCUUCUUGCAUCUCAUCAUCAUCACUGCCUCCACCUUCAUCAUCAGUAAGCAGAGGGGUUCGGCAGCCACCAGAAAGGGAGGAUCUUUCUUCUCCAAAAAAAUCUCAAGUGGUUGUCAACACCGCCGGUACGCCGAAAUACCGGCCAGAAUACCGAAAUUUGAUUGAAACGAAAUUAAGCUUUAUACUGUUUAGAUGCAAUGAAAAAUUCGAUACACCAGCCAUAUCGACCGAUACAAAACAGAAUUAACUUCCUUGCUUAAACCCCGAUCAAGCUAGAAGGAUUUGUUACUUUUGGGGUUUCACCAUUACCUUCACUAUUAAAAGGACAUGACUUUAUGCAACUUUAAUCACAACUUGAUAUGAUAAAGUGAUGGUUAAUUAGGCAUCACUCCUGCUUAAAGUCUUUCAAGUUUUAACAAGAACACUUGUCAAAAAAACAAAAAAACAAAAAAAAAAAAAAUUAACGAGUAGAGAUCGAGUCAUCGACAAUAAUUAGUAUAUUAAGGCAGAAUGGCAAAUCAAGCCAGGAUUUUAGCAUGUUUGAUAAAUGAUUACUUCGAACACUUGAUAACUCGAGUAGAUGAUUAAUGGUAGUUUUGGUGAGGUUUAAGUACCAUUUUGGUUCCUCAACUUUUCACUUUGGUACCAAAAUUAUCCCUCAGCUUUAAAAAGUACCGAAAUUAUCCUUAAACUUUCAUUUUUGGUACAAAAUGAUCCUUCUGUCAGUUAAGUGACAAGUGGCACGUUAAUUUACUAGUAAAUCAAUGACAUGGAAAAAAAAAAACAUAGUUGGCCUUCUUUUGUAUGAGUUGGCAUUUAUAUUUAAUUUAAAGAUAAUGAUAUCUUUUUUUUCUCGUUCACGUCAUCUCUUCUUCCUCCUUCACUUUCUCUCUCCUCUACCUUUCCUUAUCCCUUACCUCUGCAAACCCAGAUCUGGGUUUUCUCUCAAACUUUAUCUUCUUCCUCCUUUCCUUUCCCUGCUCAUCCUACUUCUUUCUUCUUCUUAUUCUUUCUCUCUCUCUUCUCCCUUCUUCUCAAACCCAGAUCUAGGUUCUCAAACCAACCCAGAUCUGGGUUCUCAAACCAGCGUCGAAUCCAAUUUGUUUCGAGCUUCAAAUACUAUUUGUUUCGUUGAAUUUUUUGAGCAUAGAUCGAAAUUCAUUUUGGAAAGAAAGGUUAUAGAAAUGG
This is a messenger RNA of Rubroshorea leprosula, 1493 nucleotides long. NCBI's taxonomy places the organism in Eukaryota, Viridiplantae, Streptophyta, Magnoliopsida, Malvales, Dipterocarpaceae. The record is from the annotation of a GenBank genome assembly.